Molecule: messenger RNA, 1708 nt
Organism: Neltuma alba
Lineage: Eukaryota; Viridiplantae; Streptophyta; Magnoliopsida; Fabales; Fabaceae
Product: abscisic acid 8'-hydroxylase 2
Exons: 8
Coding region: 57-1454 (465 amino acids)
Biological process (GO): sterol metabolic process
Molecular function (GO): oxidoreductase activity, acting on paired donors, with incorporation or reduction of molecular oxygen; monooxygenase activity; iron ion binding
Source: RefSeq, a predicted model, not a curated record
UUUUCACGCCGCCCUCUUCCUAUCUUCCGCUCUCUAUUUAUUAUCGUACUCCGGCCAUGCACCUCUUCCUCCUCCUCUUCCUUUCCUUCUUCCUUCUUCGACUCCUCUUCGUCCAAUGGCGUCGCUCCCGCCACAAACGCUUGCCCCCCGGUUCCGUUGGUUGGCCCUAUAUAGGCGAGACCCUCAAGCUCUACACGGAGAACCCGAACUACUUCUUCUCCAACCGUCAAAAACGGUACGGUGACAUAUUCAAGACACAUAUAUUGGGAUGUCCAUGCGUGAUGAUAUCAAGCCCCGAGGCGGCCAGGACUGUGCUCGUCACUCAUGCGCACCUGUUUAAGCCCACCUUCCCCCCAAGCAAAGAGAAAUUGAUCGGCCCCGAGGCCGUCUUCUUUCAGCAGGGUGCUUACCACUCCAUGCUCAAGAAGCUGGUUCAGGCCUCUUUUUUACCCUCUGCUCUUAAGAACUCUGUCUCUGAGAUUGAGCACAUCGUUCUCAGAUUGCUCCCCUCUUGGAACCACGCCACCAUCAACACCCUCCAAGAAAUGAAAAGGUAUGCUUUCGAGGUGGCGGUUAUCUCGGCCUUCGGCGAAACCAAGGAAGUCGAGAUGGCAGAAAUCAAAGACUUGUAUCGGUGCUUGGAGAAAGGCUACAAUUCCUUGCCUUGGGAUCUUCCUGGAACUUCCUACAGAAAGGCAAUGAAGGCGAGGAAGCUUCUGAAUGAGACCAUAAGGACGCUGAUACGUAGGAGAACGGAAAGUGAGAAGCAUGAACGAGGGUUAUUGGGAAUUCUAUUGCGAGCGAGGAAUCAAAAGAUGUAUCAACUCACUGAUUCUCAGAUAGCUGAUAAUCUCAUAGGCGUCAUAUUUGCUGCCCACGAUACCACUGCUAGUGCCAUAACAUGGGUUCUCAAGUAUCUGCACGAUAAUGUCCAUCUUCUAGAAUCCGUGACGAAAGAACAGGAAGAGAUUAGAAGCAAACUUGUUGAGGAAAAUCGGGGCCUUACGUGGGAUGAUACCAGGCGCAUGCCAUUCACCAGCCGGGUAAUUCAAGAAACGCUGAGAAGUGCAAGCAUACUGUCAUUCACAUUCAGAGAAGCGGUGAGAGAUGUUGAGCUGGAAGGGUAUUCAAUUCCUAAGGGUUGGAAGGUGCUUCCCCUCUUCAGAAGCAUUCAUCACUCUGCUGAUUUCUUCCCUCAACCCGACAAAUUCGACCCUUCCAGAUUUGAGGUGCCACCGAGACCAAACACGUACAUGCCAUUCGGGAAAGGAGUCCACUCUUGUCCAGGCAGUGACCUGGCUAAGCUCGAGAUUCUCGUCCUCCUCCACCACCUCGCCAUUUCUUACAGGUGGCAAGUCGUGGGAAAUGAAGAUGGUAUUCAGUAUGGUCCUUUUCCUGUGCCUAAACAUGGAUUACCAGUAAGGAUAACCCCGAGGAACAAGACAGUUACCUGAGACGCUGCAGAUUUCAUUUCAGGCUUGGGAGUUAAGACCUUGACUCAACAAACACGUCCAAACCGGUGGGGCCUAACCAAUGCAUUCCCACCCCAAUCAAGAUCUAUCUUCUUCCCUUUUUUUUUUUUUUUCAAUUUUCUUUCGUCCUCCCAACAUGAAAGACUCUUGGGAUGGAUUUAGCACUGAUUACAGUGCGUACCUAUCUACAUAGAAUUGUAAACUGUGUUUCCGAAGAAAAAUAUAUACAAUUUUUU